Molecule: messenger RNA, 852 nt
Organism: Tricharina praecox
Lineage: Eukaryota; Fungi; Ascomycota; Pezizomycetes; Pezizales; Pyronemataceae
Product: ankyrin repeat-containing domain protein
Exons: 1
Coding region: 1-852 (283 amino acids)
Biological process (GO): regulation of gene expression
Cellular component (GO): nucleus
Molecular function (GO): protein binding
Source: RefSeq, a predicted model, not a curated record
AUGUUGCACGACGCAGCUCGCAAGGGAGAUAAUGCCACGGUUAAUACGCUUGUAGAAACGCUAGGAAUCCAUAAGGACUCCCGGGACGAGGGAGGAUAUACGGCGUUGCACUACGCAGUUAUCUUCAAGCAGAGAGAUACAGUUCUGCUACUGCUCGACCUCAGUGCAGACACCGAGGCCAAGGCAACCGACGACCGGACGCCGCUUCACCUGGUAGUCGAUAACGGGCACAUAGAUACACUACAGCUACUACUCGACCGAGGUGCCGAAAUCGAGGCCAAGGGCAGCACCGGCUGGACGCCGCUUCACCGGGCGGCCUGGAAAGGGCACCCGGAUACACUGCAACUACUGCUCGACCGCGGUGCAGACAUCGAGGCCAAGGGCAGCUCUGGCCGGACGCCGCUUCUCAUGGCGACUUUGAAAGGGCACACAGAUACACUGCGACUACUGCUUGACCGCGGUGCCGAAAUCGAAGCCAAGGGCAGCAGCAGCUGGACGCCGCUUCACCUGGCGGCCUGCAACGGGCACACGGAGACACUGCAACUACUGCUCGGCCGUGGUGCAGACAUCGGGGCUAAGGCAACCGAUGACUGGACACCGCUUCACCUGGCAGUCUAUAACGGGCACAUGGAUCCACUGAAACUACUGCUCGAACGGGGUGGUGACAUCGCGCCCGAAGAUCGAGAGGGUAGGACGGCGGGACAGCUGGCGGUGCAGAAAAGAUACGAGCACAUUGCACGGCUGCUCCUUGAUCGAGAGACCGCAGACGCUGGCGAGCGUAAUGAACCCGAACUCACAGGCUUAAUUCAUAUUUCCAGCAGGGAAGAACCCCCGCGUGGUCUCGUCGCCUAG